Messenger RNA from Venustampulla echinocandica, 1455 nucleotides. RefSeq lists its product as uncharacterized. The record is from RefSeq and is a predicted model, not a curated record. The transcript is spliced from 3 exons. Lineage: Eukaryota; Fungi; Ascomycota; Leotiomycetes; Helotiales; Pleuroascaceae. Bases 1 to 1455 code for a protein of 484 amino acids.
AUGUCCAAAUCCAUCGUUUCCAUCAUCUCGAAUACACCCAUUAACACCGAUGGAUUCUAUAUCCCCCCUCAUCACGUCAUCGACCGCGUCCUCGAAAGCAAUGGAGUCGAUAAAUCAUCGAUCGGGGUUGGGGGGACAUUGACAGAGGUACUGGUCAGAGAGGCCGUAAUAUUCAGACUCCCCCAGGAACUCCUGGAUACAAUAUGCGGCUUUGCAACUUAUCGAAAUAAUGUCUGGGAGGGCCGGGGGGAAUGGGACUACCGCGCUCGGCAGUACACUGCAUAUGCCCUCUGUGUCGUAUGUAAGCGGCUGAAGAAGAGUGCAUUCCAAUUGCUCUAUCAAUCUUUCAAGCUCGAAAAUUUCCACACAAUGUUCGACUUACCGGCGACCCCCAUGGGCACGGACCGUGAUCCGUUAAUGUUUCAUUCAAGCCUGCGAGCCAACCCAUCUCUCCGGCAACUUUGCACCGAUCUAUACAUUGUUUUCCGCACCAAAUCCUUGGAAAUGGACGAACCAGACCGCUUCGAGCCGAUGAAUGACCUUGCUCAAUGGCUUACCAACAUUACACGUCUCAAAGUGGAUUUCUGUACUCCUCUUGAAAGCGCGGAGACAAAUCUAACUCGAACUGCUUUGAAAUGCAUGAGAAAUCUUGAGGAACUUACGCUCGGCGGUCCUUUAUCGACCAAUGUCUUCGUCGAUAUACCCAAUCUGGCACGUCUUAAAACAUUGGCCCUGCGCAACAUCGGCCAUCUUCUAAAUUGGGAGGACAGUAGCAUGAAAAACCUCAAAACUCUCCAUCUUAGCGACAUUUCAAGCACGGAGGACGCCCUAACCAGCCUUAUCAGGUGUCCGAAGAGGCUUGAGCAUUUUACACUUUCCCAUGACUACGUAGUCCCACGCCCCCACUACAGGAUGCCUACAAUACAAUCAGCUCUUAGUUUACACCGAGAUUCAUUAAGGACGAUAAGCCUCCCGAUGAUAGCUCAAAUCGGUCUUGAGGAUAUGGACUUGUCUCAAUUCUCGAAGUUAGAGUCGAUACACAUCUCCGCAAGUGCUUUUGGGCACUGCACCCAGAAGGUUGCACAUUCUCUAUUCUUCGGGGCUCAACAAACACGCACGUUUAUUUUAGAGUUGUGGUGUAGAGGCCCCUGCUCCUUUCAUCACUUGUGGCCAGCACCAGAUGUAGACAAGAUAGAUUGGCUAGGAGAAUUCGCUGAUAUCGCAACACCUCAGAAUAAGCAUCGGGAGAUCAUAAUAACCUUCAAGCUAGAUACUGCUUUUCGGCGUACGGACGCAGUCCAAAUAAGCCAACUCGGUUAUCUAUGGGAGCGCCUGGGAGAGAUACGACAGAAGCUAGCACUCAAGGGAAUUGGGCUGUCAUAUACUCCACCCCCGAUGACCAAAGCAGGGUUCGAAACAAUUAUGUCGGGCCAUACUAGAAAUGAACGGUUCUAG